Molecule: messenger RNA, 1001 nt
Organism: Jaculus jaculus (lesser Egyptian jerboa)
Lineage: Eukaryota; Metazoa; Chordata; Mammalia; Rodentia; Dipodidae
Gene: Mrpl24
Product: mitochondrial ribosomal protein L24
Exons: 6
Coding region: 281-931 (216 amino acids)
Biological process (GO): translation
Cellular component (GO): ribosome; mitochondrion
Molecular function (GO): structural constituent of ribosome; RNA binding
Source: RefSeq, a predicted model, not a curated record
GCCCCGGGAGGUCGGGGGCCGGUGGGGCAGGGACUUCUCACCCUGGCUGGGGCUCCGUCGCUGCCCCCGGGCCUCUUUGCAGUUCAGAGGUCUGGGGAGCGGACCACGAAUGCUUGGGAUUUAGGAGUCCCGUGAGGCGCUCUCACCGGUAGCGUGUGCCUGAGGACAGUGUUGCUGCUGUGAAACUGUGUGACGCCUCUGAUCCAUGCACUCGGGAGGCCUAGAGCUCAGAGAAGUUUGAGCCUGUCGCUGGUGAGGGAGUUUCUCGCAGCCUCUAGUCAUGCGUCUCUCCGCCCUGCUGGCCUUCGCAUCAAAAGCCACACUGUCUCCCCACUACCGCUAUGGGAUGAGCCGCCCAGGUUCCCUGGCAGACAAGAGGAAGAACCCUCCGUGGAGCAGGCGGCGCCCAGUGUUGGUGGAGCCCAUCUCUGAUGAAGACUGGCACCUCUUCUGUGGGGACAUGGUGGAAAUCCUGGAAGGCAAGGACUCUGGGAAGCAGGGCAGAGUUGUUCAAGUUAUCCGAGAGCGAAACUGGGUUGUCCUGGAAGGGCUGAACACGCAUUACCGGUACGUGGGAAAGACCAAGUAUCACCGUGGGACCAUGAUCCCUAGCGAAGCCCCCUUGCUCCAUAACCAGGUCAAGCUAGUGGACCCUGUGGACAGGAAACCCACUGACAUCGAGUGGAGAUUUACUGAGGCAGGAGAAAGGGUUCGCGUUUCUAUGAGAUCAGGAAGAAUCAUCCCCAAGCCUGAGUUUCCCAGAAGUGACGGCAUUGUCCCUGAAACAUGGACUGAUGGCCCCAAGGACACAUCAGUGGAAGAUGCUCUAGAGAGAACGUAUGUGCCCCGGCUGAAGACACUGGAGGAAGAGGUGAUGGAGGCAAUGGGGAUUCAGGAGACCCGGAGACACAGAAAAGUCUACUGGUACUGAGCCUGACGUGCAGCCUUGAGGGUUGAGUUCUCGGUUUUUCAGACACCAAUAAAGAGUUCUGAGUCCUGUC